Humulus lupulus (European hop) is the source of this 3210-nucleotide messenger RNA. Its product is annotated as pentatricopeptide repeat-containing protein At2g22410, mitochondrial-like. The transcript has a single exon. The record is from RefSeq and is a predicted model, not a curated record. Lineage: Eukaryota; Viridiplantae; Streptophyta; Magnoliopsida; Rosales; Cannabaceae. Gene Ontology annotation, molecular function: protein binding; RNA binding. Gene Ontology annotation, biological process: RNA modification. The coding region runs from base 31 to 2037 and encodes 668 amino acids.
AAUGGCUGAGUUUCUCAGAAUUAACUUCUUAUGAAACGCCUUAUGAAAUGUGACUCAACUCUACUACCUCUGCCACUGUCAUCCGCUUUCGCCAUCGGAUAUCAACUUCUUUGCCGGUCUUUGAGUUCGUCAAGUUCCACAGAUCAACGUAAAUGGAACCCAAAGACCAGUGUGAUCAUUACGAGCCCAACUUUAUUUGCCAUGGAGUCUUGUGCCACCAUGCUCGAGAUGAAGCAAAUUCAAGCUCAAAUGACUCGCACUGGCCUCAUUACCGACACUUUUCCGGCGAGCCGGGUCUUAGCCUUCUGCGCUCUCGCUGAUUCGGGCGACAUUCGCUACGCGCACGCUUUCUUUAACCAGAUUGAGAAACCCAAUACUUAUAUGUGGAAUACAAUGAUCAGAGGCUAUUUGAAAGCUCAAGUUCCUGAAAAGGGGUUUUCCUUCUUUGGCCAGAUGGUCCGGGAAGGCGUCGAAAUGGACGGGCUUAGCUUUGUUUGGGUGCUUAAGGCAUGUGGGAACUUUCCGGGAAUUUCAAAGGGAAACUUGGUCCACUGUGCGAUUUGGAAGAUGGGUUUCGAUAUCGAUUUGCUAGUACGAAAUGGGCUUAUACACUAUUAUGCUGAUCGUGGUUGUUUAUUAGUUGCACGCAAAGUGUUUGAUGAAAGUUCUGUUAGGGAUGUCGUUACUUGGACUACGUUGAUUGAUGGGUACGCGGCCCAUGAUUGCUUGGAUAAGGCUACGCAAGUAUUUGAUUCAAUGUUGUUAAGUAAUGUUAAGCCGAAUGAGGUUACAAUGAUUGCAAUGCUCUCGGCUUGCAGCAGUAAAGGGGAUAUGCGCAUGGGAAAGCGUAUCUAUGAUUAUAUUACGAUGGAGAAUGUAAAUUGCAGCCUUAAUUUGCUCAAUGCUACAUUGGAUAUGUUUGUGAAAUGUGGUCUCUUGAUCGAAGCAAGGAAGAUUUUUGACAAUAUGAAAACCAAGGAUGUGUUUUCGUGGACUAGCAUGGUUAAUGGGUAUGCUAAAUGGGGAGAUUUAGAUUCUGCAAGAAGCUUCUUCGUCUGCAUGCCUGAAAAGAAUGUGAUAUCUUGGACUGCAAUGAUUGCAGGCUAUUCUCAAAAUAAUCAACCAAAGGAAGCCCUGAAAUUGUUUCAGGACAUGAUGAAAGCAGGUUUGUUUCCAAUAGAGAAUACUUUAGUGUGUGUUCUCUCUGCGUGUGGCCAACUGGGUUGCCUGGAUUUGGGCCAGUGGGUUCACCGGUGUUGCAUCAACCCUAAAGGGGUUCAACAAAGUGUCAUAUUAAGUAAUGCACUUAUAGACAUGUAUGCCAAAAGUGGGGGUAUUCAUACAGCUGCAAGUCUCUUUAAUGAAAUGCCACUGAGAAAUUUGGUUUCUUGGAAUACUAUGAUUGGGGGAUAUGCUUCACAUGGUUAUGCCAAGCAAGCACUUAUCCUCUUCGAGCAAAUGAAAAGAGCAGGAUUUGAGCCCGACUCUAUCACAUUCGUAGCUGUCUUGUCAGCCUGUAGCCAUGGUGGAUUAGUCUCUGAAGGUAGAGAGUACUUCAAAAGCAUGAUAAGGGAUUAUAAAUUAGAGCCCAAAGAAGAACAUUAUGCUUGCAUGAUUGAUUUACUUGGUCGAAUCGGACUGCUGGACGAAGCUUAUCAUUUGAUCACAAAUAUGCCAAUGUUACCAUGUGAAUCAGCUUGGGGUGCUCUUCUUAGUGCUUGUAGGAUGCAUGGAAAUGUUGAGCUGGCUAAGCUUUCAGCUCAUAAACUUUUAGAAAUGGAUCCCCAAGACAGUGGUAUCUAUGUAUUGCUGGCUAAUACCUUAGCUAAUAACAAAAGAUGGGCUGAUGUGAGGAUGGUUAGGAGCAAGAUGAGAGAGAUGGGGGUCAAGAAGAGUCCUGGUCGUAGCUUGAUAGAAAUAGAGGGUGAAUUCCAUGAAUUUUUGGCUGGGGAUGAUUCACACCCUCGGUCCAAAGAGAUUUAUAAAAUAAUAAAUAAUAUAUUAUUGCUCUCUGAUUUGAGGGACUACAUACCUUAAACAUGUUAAACAUCUUUAUGCAUAUAGGAUGAUGAUUCCCAACAAGAGUCAUGCAUAUAUAGGACUCAGUUUUAGUUUGCAUAAAAACAAUUUUGAGACUUAAUUGGAUAGGUGUCUACUACCAAUUUUGAUUAUUUUCAUUCAUUUUUUUUCAUCCACUCUUUUUAAGCUUUUGAUGAGCUAAGCUAGUUUUGAGUUAUAUAACCUUCUUCACCGAACACUUUAACAAUAUAACCCUCUUAUGAUUCAAAUAUAUAUAUAUAUAUAUAUUUUUUAAAAAAUAAAACGGGCAUUAUUGGGGAGUAAGCAUCCAGAUAAUGUCGUGGGAGUAAUGGAGGAAUUGGUGGCGAGAAAGAAGUUGUUGAAAUGCGUUUUGAAUUUGGAUUCGGAGGAGCUUGGAUCUCUGUUGAUGUUUUUGCAAAGGUAUUCGACUGUACCAAUUUACUCGGCAUUGUUAAUGGGGUUGACUAAGAAGGUUCUUGAGCUGAGAAGUGAGGACAUUAAAGCCUCUGGGCCUUUAAAUGGUCAUCAUAUUAGAAACCUCAAGCGUUCUGUGGAUGAGGAGAUUCGGGUACAACAUUCUUUGCUAGAAAUACAGGGUAUUAUUUCUCUAUUAAGAUCAGAAUAGAAGUUAAAGAGGGUAGUUACGCUCGUGGUGUUCUUUAUAUGGAAAUCAAAGGACAGGGGUCCAUUCCCUUGACUCGUACCGAUGAGAAUUUGACUCUAUGAGAAAUUGAACAGAAAUCUGCUGAAUUGGCCUUUUUCUUGCGUGUACCAAUUGAAGUAUUUUGAAAAAAGUGAAUAUCUGGAGGAUGAUGAAGAUUUGAUUUGAUUUGAUUAGAUUUUUUCUCUUAUAGCUAUGGGAGGGAACUCUUCCUUCCAACUCUUUUGGUCAGUUUUCUUUCUCCCAUUUUACAAGGGAAUUUCGACAAUUUUGUUUAAUGGGUUUAACUCAUGCAACUUUAUAUCUUCUUUGGUAAUUGUUUUCGUUUUUUUCCCUGAUAACAACCGAGAAAUAUUAUACAAAUCACAUCUGUAUGUUUAGUGAUGGUUUUAAAUUUAAUCCAUGAAUUCAAGGUACUACUAGAAUUUCUUUCAUAUGAUAUGAUGCCAUGCCUGGUGUGUUUAUGGAUAGAUCAGACCUCAUUCAUAGGAAGACUUGCAAUUUGAAUU